GAAUUAUUCUAUGACGACUAUGAUAGACUAGAUCUACUCUAGAGUCUAGACUAGUCUAUACUAUAGUAUUAAAGUAUAUACUAGACCUAUAUUAAUAUAAUCUAUAUUACUAUAGUAUAUACUCAUAGACAUCUCAGAAAUAGUAUGAUCUGACUAAUGAUUCUAAUCUCAGAAUCUGAGUCUGAUUUGUUGUGUAAUCUCAGUACUGUAACUAGUGACGCUAGUGACCGCUAGUGUAACUAACAAGACAAGUGUAACUUUACUGAGUAGUUGUGGUCAGAAGGAAACAAUGGAGUUUCUUAAAGCUCUUGAGGAGGCUAAACAGCAAGGUAUUUCUAAAGAAGAAUUUGUCAAAAUAUGGGACAGUGAGGUGCGGCUUAAGCUUCAAAAAGAGGAAAGUCGAAUCUUGGAACUUCGACUUGCUGCUAAUGCCACUUUGAAGGAUUCAGUUGUACCAGAAAAUUUUCUGCAGAAAAUAGAAAAAAUGGUGAAAGAUUACCUUAAGAUUCAACAAGAGAAGAUUCUUGAAUUAAAGAAUAAUAUUCUCUCUCAGAAUCAAAUACAGUAUCAAGAAAUAGCUAAGCUUCUGGAAACACAGGCUGGCUUGAUUGGCCAAGUGAUGCGCUGUGAGCUUGACAGGGCUGUCCAACAGUUACAUUCUGGCAGCGUGGCUAGUGCUCCAACCAUUGGACAUGUUUCAGGUGCUGCUGGGUUGGUAGGAGCUGGUUAUGGUCCUUCUCAUCCAACCAGUUUUAACUACGUCCCAGCACAGACUAAUGAUAUGUUCAUGAGCCCGGAAAAUGGAAUGUAUCCUGCUUACCAUGGGGAAUCUGAUUACCCAGGUGAUGGUAAAGGGAGACAUAGUGUCUCACCAGAGAAUGCUCAACAGAGCAAGAAAAAGUCCCAGCCAAAAAAAAAGAAAAAAGUAAAACCUGUUGUUGCAAUUCCAGAGAGCAAUGAAAAUAUUGAAUAUUUACCUUUGGAUGGCUGUGAAAUCACCCUAGUUGAUGCUCAGCUGAUGGCUUCUUCUGGAAACUGCUACAUUUCACCAUAUUACAUUUUAGAUGAUUGCCCUUCUUGCAAAGUUCGGUUGAACCUGUGGUUUGGUAGUAAAAGUAUCUUGGUUGCAAAUCUGUCCAUUAUGGGAACUUCGAAUGAUCCAUUGCCCAUUGCAAGAAUAUUUGAGUGUGUGGGCUAUGUUAAAAAUAAAAACUCAGGUGCAUUUUCCCAGUUGUUUGAGAUAGUGAGCCAGCCCUUGAGGAGGCUCAAGUCUAACAAGGAGAAUCAAGCACUAGGCUCUGUUUGCCUGAAAACCUCAGGGGGAUCUUUCAAGGAUGUGACAUUUCAGGAUCUUGAAGAGAGAGGCUUCAUCAUCAACAAUAGUAUUGUCAUUAAAUGGGUGUCUGAGUCAUUUGAAGCUAAUUAAUGCAUUUUCAUUUUUAGUUGCUUUUAUGUUAUAAAAGUUAGGUUUAUACAUUUUCUUAUGAUACUGGUACCACUAAAACUGGAUAACAUUUUUUAAAUUUAAUUUAUUGUAGGCGAUGUAUACCAAUUUUACGAAAGCUUUUUAAUUAGUUGUUUUGGUAUGCCGUAGUCAUUUUUUUGUUGAACUUAAAAUCUACAACUUCCAUAAGGAAAUAUGAAAAAGGAGUCUCACUACAAGUGGGUACAGUAAAAAUGGUGUUAUCUUUGCCUCCUUUUCAAUUUCAAAUAUAAUUUUACUAUACAAAACUAUCAGUUAAAGUAUUAGAAAAUAGUUUUAUACAGUGUGAAUGUCUAAACAUUGUUUUAAAUCUUGAAACAUUUUGGGGAUGAAUUUAUAAUAUUUUAUUCUGAAAGAAACUGCAAAAUGUUUGCCUAAAAAAAGAUUAAUACUUCUGGUUUUGAUUGGAGUCAACAAGCAGUGGCGGCCUUAGGGGGUGCUGAGUGGUGUCCCGUGAUAAAAGUCUUGUGGUCACCGUCAAUGCAUUGUACAAAUGUGGCCUGAAAUGACACUCAACCAGGGUCUCUCAUACUGCUGAGGCUGCCUCUGUCAACAUGUUUAACUUAUAAUGAACUAAAAUUACAUUUUUAUAUCUAAGAGCUUCUUUAAGUACCAUGUGCUUAGACUUUUUCAAUUUUUGUUUUGCUUAUGUCUCAAAUAUAGGACCUCUUUAAAGUUAUUCUCUUCCAAUGAAGUUUUAUUGGCGUCUCAUUUAUUUUUUUUAAAAUCAAGAAUUGUUAUUUGGUGCCUUUUCUUUUUCUUUUCUUCAUUUCACAAUAUGUUUAUAUUCAGAAGUAGGAUUGGUGAAAAGCCAGAGGCUGCUUUUGUUACACUUAAAAUAAACUGAUAGAUCAUGAUUUUUUUAAAUAAUAAGAUAUGUAUUUCUUUUUUCUUUUAAAGCUAGAUGGCUGGAUCAUGCCAUUUGAACUUUGUAAACUAAAAAUAAUUGAUUUUGUUACUUCUUUUUUGUGUAAAUUACACCAACAUGUAAUUACAAUGUUCUGGUUAUAGGUGCUCUGAAGCAAUGAAAAUAAACUUCUUAUUUACAUGAAUGAAGAAUAUGAUAUAUUAUACAUAAAAUUAUAUGUACAAUAUUUUACUUAAAUAUUUUUCUAAAUAUAAGCAGCUUUCUUAUAUUUUCAGAAUUUUUUGACCUCCUAAGCUUUAGAAAACUUGUUGAGGCUGUUGUAUUACAUUUAAAUAUUGCUGAUCACCGAGCCAUGAGAUUAUAGUUAUCCACUUUGAAUUAUAACUUUACUUCUUAAUUUUACUGGUAACAGUAUGAUCACAUGCAUUGUACAUCAAAAUGAUUAAAGAAGACAUUUUAUAUAUUACUAAUUCCUAACUGUGUCACUGUGGUUAUAUAUCAAGGAUAGGCCUCAUUAGUUUUGUGACAAGUUUAAUGAUUGUCCCAAUAGAUGUAAAAUGUCACAAAUAUAAAAAGAUUUAUAUAUAGUUAGGACUGGGGCAUUUAGUUUUCAAUCUGAUUCUUUUUCACAAGCCAUUAUCUUUACCUUAUCUCAUGUACACUUCAGCCAUGAUUUUAUCUUGAUUCUUGACCUUCAUCUCAUAGAAAUGUAGUUUUUGUUACCAGUAUAUACAUACAUUGUUAUAUAUAUGUGUGUGCAAACAAAUGUAUUGAAAUUUAUUUUUUUUGUUUGCAACAUGUGGUUCUUGUUUUGUUUCUUAAUGCUACAGUAACAACAGUUGAUUUUUGUGAAUGGAGUAUGGCUCACUGGGCUUUUAGGCAUUACAUAAUUGAAUUUGUUUUUCAAAGAUAUCUAUUGUUAACCCUGCAGAAAAAGUUUUUUGUUUUUUUUUUAAUCUAUGUUUAAUGAACUUGACCCUCUUCCCAGAAAAAAAUGAUUUUGUCCAACACUGGUUGACUACUACACAUUAUUGUUUAAGUUUAAUAGCUCAAGUUGCCUAGGCCAGGAUACAUAUUGGGCACGACAUGUCCUAAAUUGUGCCAUGUCCUAAAUUGUGCCGAUGUAUCAAAACCCCAAAAUUUUAAAUAACAGAAUACAUAUUAUAGUAUGACAGGUCUGGACUUGAACCUCUUAUGUCUUGGCUAUGACCUCUACCCUGUUCUAUCUCUGUAAAAAAUUCUUAGAUUGAAAAAGGGUUAGGUAUUAAGAGCACUUAAUUGUAUGUGUGUGUAAAUUACUAGUAGGAAAGUAUUCUAGAUUUGUCAAUAUAUUGUAUUGAAUGAAAACAUGUUUACGAGUACCUACAUACAUGCUAUAUGUUUCUGCUUUGUCUGAGGGAGUGUUUCCUUUUACUCUUUUGUGUUUUUUUAAAUAAGUUCUGGACUACCAGAAAUAUUCUACAAACAGGAGUAUAUGUGUUACAUUCCUUUUUGAAUAGUUCAAGAUAUUGCUAAUGACUUUCACUGCCUAGCCACUAUUGCCUCAUUCUUCCGAGAAGAUGGGGCAAAAACUCAAACUCCAAGAAGAUGAGAAUUUUAGAGUUGAAACUGUUUAGUAGCAAGUGGCAGUCAAUGGAGAGGAUUGUUUUUUGUUGUUGCUUGUCUUUUAUUGUUAGUGUGAAAGUAGAUUUGAAUUCAUCUUCCAUCAUGUAAAUGUCUUUUCAAAAGGGAAUGUUUCCUUCCUAACAAAAGUAGUUGUGAAACUGGAGUUAUCCUUCUCUUCAAUUAUCAAGGGAUGUGAAGAGUUGUUUUCAAGUGUACUGUAUUUAUGUCUUAUUCGAUAGUUCAGAACUUUAGUGAUGUGUUUUUUUUAUAUAUACUUAUAUAUUUUUUUGUUUCAAGAUUAAAAUAAUUAUAGAGUAGCAAUUUUUUUUUAUAAACAUGAUUUUUUUUAAAAAACUUGGAUGUAAUUGAUUUUUUUUAGAUGAGAUAAUUGUAUAACUGCUAACUAUUGGUAUAGUGAAUCAUUCUCUUUAUUUUACCUGUCUUUUGCAUUUUAAUUCAGUGAAAUUUGGCAUUAUGUUAUUUAGACGAAAAUAAAGAGCAGAGAACUUGCAGCAAGUCUAAAUAUA
Biomphalaria glabrata is the source of this 4483-nucleotide messenger RNA. RefSeq lists its product as uncharacterized. NCBI's taxonomy places the organism in Eukaryota, Metazoa, Mollusca, Gastropoda, Planorbidae. The transcript has 4 exons. Bases 290 to 1426 code for a protein of 378 amino acids. The record is from RefSeq and is a predicted model, not a curated record.